Messenger RNA from Phaedon cochleariae (mustard beetle), 1617 nucleotides. Lineage: Eukaryota; Metazoa; Arthropoda; Insecta; Coleoptera; Chrysomelidae. The record is from the annotation of a GenBank genome assembly.
AGUUGACUCAACAACACGCGGACAAUGCGUUUUAGACUGCCGACAAUAUUAUCGUUGGUUUUCCUAACAAAUACAAUAUGUGCGUAUCGUAUACUGGGUAUUUUCCCUAUAAGCUCGAAGAGUCAUUACAACCUUGGAGGUGCCCUUAUGAGGGCAUUAGCAGAGGCUGGCCAUGAUGUGACUGUUGUCACCGUUUUUCCCGACAAUGAAACUCCGAAAAAUGGGACAUGGAGAGAAAUUUACUUGAAGGAAUUAUAUGUGAAGCAACAAGAAUUAUUAAAAAACCAGAUAAGUCCUACGGAGAUGCCAAAAUCCGAUAUAAGUAAGAUGCUGUUCAUGUCCUAUUUCUUCAACUCGUUGGGAGUCACAAUAACUGAAGAAUUAUUAGCAGAUCCAAAGAUGCAAGAGCUCAUUAGAUCCGGCGAUGAAUUCGAUGUGGUGAUUGUGCCCCAGUUCUUGAUAGAAGCGGUGAAAGCUCUAUCCAACCAUUUCAAUGCCCACCUGGUUUUGCUCAAUAACCACGCUGCAAACUCUUGGAUGAACCACCUGGUAGGCAAUCCCACGAUACCAUCUUUCUUCCCGGAAGUUGUACUGGCGUACCCGGAAGAUAUGUCUUUCUUCCAAAGAGUCAAGAACACUGUGUGCAAAUACAUCCAGCUCCUGAGCUACCAUCUGGUGGUCUAUCCUAGGCAUAGCAAAUUGGUCAGUCAGUACAUCUCUGAAGAUAUAGAUUUCUACGACGCCCUGUAUAACGUGUCGUUGGUGCUGUCGAAUUCUCACGAGAGUCUGAGUAAUCCGCAACCUUCUGUUCCAUGCAUGAAGGACAUAGGAGGUUUCCAUAUCAAACCACCAAAGAAAUUACCAGUGGAUCUACAGAAGUAUCUGGACGAUGCUAAGGAAGGAGCCAUAUUGUACAGUCUGGGAUCUAACGUGAGGAGUGUUGAUUUGCCAGUGUCAACUAGAGAAGCUUUGCUGAAGGCUUUUGCUAAAAGAAAAGAAAAUAUUCUCAUGAAAUGGGAGGAUGACGUUUUGCCUGGAAAGCCUGAGAAUGUAAGGAUCAGCAAAUGGUUACCACAGUCUGAUAUUUUAGCUCAUCCCAAUGUGAAAUUAUUCAUCACUCAUGGCGGAUUCUUGAGCACUUCUGAGACAGUAUACCAUGGAGUACCUAUAAUAGCAAUUCCCAUAUUUGGUGAUCAACUAUUGAAUGCGAGAUUAGCCGAAAAUGGUGGAUUCGCUGUAGUGUUGGAUAUUACCGACUUAACCGAGGAGAAUUUGUCAGCAGCUCUAGAGAAAAUGAUAUCAGAUCCAAAAUAUACAGAGAACGUUAAGGAAAGAUCACAGAUUUUUCACGAUCGAAUACACUCGCCGUUAGAAGAAGCCAUUUACUGGAUCGAGUACGUAGUCAGACAUAAUGGUGCAAAACAUUUGAGAGUACCGUAUCCCCAGAUGCCAUGGUAUAAAUACAUCCUCCUAGAUGUUUUCUUGUUCUUUGCCUGUAUUUUAGCUCUAUCUUAUAUUGUUCUUAGAUUCAUAUGUAAACACACGGUAGGUAGAUUGUUUAGGAAAGAAAAAAUUAAAGUACAGUAGAUUAUGAGAUGAAUAAAUAUAUACGAAACC